This is a messenger RNA of Perca fluviatilis (European perch), 3436 nucleotides long. RefSeq names its product parathyroid hormone 3 receptor (gene pth3r). Gene Ontology annotation, molecular function: peptide hormone binding; parathyroid hormone receptor activity; G protein-coupled peptide receptor activity. Gene Ontology annotation, cellular component: plasma membrane. Gene Ontology annotation, biological process: adenylate cyclase-modulating G protein-coupled receptor signaling pathway; cell surface receptor signaling pathway. Lineage: Eukaryota; Metazoa; Chordata; Actinopteri; Perciformes; Percidae. The record is from RefSeq and is a predicted model, not a curated record.
CCUGCCCCUCGCUUCAUCUUUAGGUCCCUUAAUGUGUUUCACCUUUGACCACUUGUUGUGUCCGGCACAUAAGGCGGAGCAAAGCUGCAGCGUCCUGACAGGAGAGCUCCUCCACGGCGGGUACAACACACAUGAAGCCGGCGGAAGGAAGCACUCCAGCGGGGCUGGGAACCUGCCUGAGGUCGCGGCCAGUGUCCGGGGGCGCAGGGUCCAGAGAGCCUUCAGCACCGCCGCCCCCGCCAUGCCCUUCACACAUACACACAGUGUUAAUUCAUGUAACGUUAGUGUUACAGUAACCUGCUGUACAUGUGGAGCAAAGACUGGUCUCAACAGCCAAACUGUGAGCCUCCGUCUGCAGGGAACUGGUGCCUUGGCUCUUUUCCACAGUGUCAUAAUAGUGACUGCACUGAUAGACUCUGAUGAUGUCAUCUCACGAGAUGAGCAGAUCUACGUUGUGAUUGGUGCUCACGCCAAGUGUGAGAGGAACAUCCAGGCACAAAUGUCCCUGGUUAAAGAAGGUGACUGUAUCCCCGAGUGGGAUGGGAUCAUCUGCUGGCCACGGAGUACAGCGGGUCAGCUGGUGUCAGUGCUGUGUCAGUACAUCUACGACUUCAACCACAGAGGGCGAGCCUACCGCCAGUGUGACGCGUCAGGGAACUGGGAUCAGGUGCCCAGUAUCAACCGCACUUGGGCUAACUACAGUGAGUGCACCACCUACUUGACGUCCAACCACAGGAGCCAAGAAGUGAAGGUGUUUGAGAGACUCCAUCUCAUCUACACUGUUGGCUACUCCAUUUCUCUAGCAUCGCUGUUGGUGGCAGUCUCCAUCCUCUGCUAUUUCAAGCGUCUCCACUGCACACGCAAUUACAUCCACAUUCACCUCUUCACCUCCUUCAUAUGUCGAGCAGUCAGCAUUUUUGUGAAGGACGCUGUGCUCUACUCCGUAUCUGAAGACAGAGAGGCUGAGCCUGAGUUCACUGCACCAAAGCCUCAUAUGGCCGGCUGUAAAGUUGCUGUUACCCUCUUCUUUUAUUUCCUGGCGACCAAUCAUUACUGGAUCCUGGUAGAGGGGCUGUACCUACACAGCCUCAUCUUCAUGGCCUUCCUCUCUGACAAGAACUACCUAUGGGCCCUCACCAUCAUCGGCUGGGGUGUUCCAGCAGUGUUUGUGUCUGUUUGGGUCAGUGCUCGAGCAUCUCUGGCAGACACACAAUGUUGGGACAUCAGUGCUGGAAACCUGAAGUGGAUCUUUCAAGUUCCCAUUCUGGCAGCCAUUGUUGUGAAUUUCCUCCUCUUCGUCAACAUAAUACGUGUACUAGCCUCUAAACUAUGGGAAACAAACACUGGUAAAUUGGACCCUCGGCAGCAAUAUCGGAAGCUGCUCAAGUCCACAUUAGUCCUCAUGCCCUUGUUUGGAGUUCACUACAUGGUGUUCAUGGCUCUUCCUUACACUGAAGUCACGGGGCUGCUGUGGCAGGUGCAAAUGCAUUAUGAGAUGUUCUUCAAUUCAUCCCAGGGCUUUUUUGUGGCAUGUAUCUACUGUUUCUGCAAUGGAGAGGUGCAGGCAGAGGUAAAGAAGGCGUGGUUAAGACGCAGCCUUGUGCUGGACCUCAAACAGAAAGCCAGGAUGACCAGCAGCGGCGGGGGAGGCAGCUGUUACUACGGCGGCAUGAUGUCACACACUACCACCCACAGCGUCAGCUUGUCUGCUGCCAAUCCCAGAGCUCUUUCCUUCACUGGAGGUGUGGUGGGCUCAGGUGGAGCUCCCAGUGGAGGGUCAGGAGUCAGGCAGCCACGCCACGGCUCUCUCCACCUGCAAACCAGCCUGCCUGGAUACGUGACCUCCGGCACCCUACAGGAGACGGCUGUGCGGAAUCCCGGGGGGACGGAGUCUGGAGUUUUUGCCAGGCAUGCCAGAGCCAGCAAGAUAAAUCAUAACACCAAAGGUCAUGGAGCAUCUCCAGCACAAACCCCUGGAGCAGAAGAUCCAGACAGCUGCUUAUCUCUGAAAGAGCUGGAGACCAUCUUGUGACUGUUUUAAUAAAUUGACAGAAGGGCUUAAAUGAGGUAUUGGACUCAAGGCAGACUAAGACAGAUGACAGGGAUGAAUUUUUCUGACUUCACCUGACUAGAGGGGUCAUCUUUACAAGCCUCUAUGUUGUAGUGCAAGACUGAGGACCUCCCAAACUAGACAUUAGACCAAACAGAACUUACUUGUGUUUUGUCCACUUUUUCCAAGGUUAAGAAAUAACUUUCAGUCUCAACUUUUAAGCCAACAUAGACGAGGAGUCCUUAAAGUGUUUAAAUAAAUAAUCACCUACAAUUCCAUGACAGCGGUUUGCUGAGAAAGAUCUUGUGAUAUGAUCAAAAACACCAGAACAGCUUCUGAGCAGAGCUUGUGUGGGGAUUGUUUAGUUAACAAUUGUUGUAUGGUUCUCUGGAUGUUUUAGUGGAUGGGAUAAAAUUUCCAUCGCAUAAAAUAUGAGGGAACAAAAACACAUUUUCUUUUACAAAAUGACACUGAAGGCCCUUACUCAUUAUGACGUACCAAAUCAGGAUUAAAUAUAGUCAUACAUAACUGAUGGAUUUCUUGUGGAUCUAUUUAAUUUCUGUCAGUGUACAUUAAUUGAUCAAUCAAUGUGAAAGAAACUGCACUUGUGCGUGCGUGUGUGUGUGCACGCGCGUGCAUGUGUGCAUGCAUGCGUCCGUGCAACCCAGAUAAGCUUGUUGGCGGCUCAAUAGAGGUGCAGUCUUGUUCACGUGUACCAGAUGUCUGAGUGCGUGCGUGCGUGCGUGCGUGUGUGCGUGCGUGCAUGCGUGCGACCACUGUCUAUGAAUCUGCUGUAGCAAUUCUUCCAUUUCUAAAUGUUGACCUCCACACAUAUCAGCCACACAUUUAUGAUGGAGGAAGCAUUACUCCAGUAGUUACUUUACCGAGCUAACUGUCCACAUUUGAUUAUUUCUAACAGUCAGUAAUGUCCAGACAGCAUGUCUAGACAGGUAAGGUCUCUCUGAACCUGUGUUGUUGUUGUCCAUGUUGUCUACACAGCCCUAUUUAGCAUUCUGACAGGACCCUAAGGGCUGAUUCACAAACCUUUUGCCCCUCGCAGGCCAAACUCCAACCCCUUCCUCUGUGUAACCUCUGCCCCGAUCGCCCUCACAACACCUUCCAGAAUUUCACACUCACCCCCCAGACCUCUACUCGGAGCAAGAGGCACUUGAGCUGUUUGUAGACCUCGAGCAUGAGUGACAAAACCUGCAGCACAAGCCACCAGUAUUCACAAUGUAAACAGAACGGAAAAUGUACCUGUAAAUAUUUUAGGAUUGUUUAGGUGUUCAGAGAGAUAUGUACAGUGUAGGAUAACUCUGAUAAUUGAAUCAAUGUUCUGAGAGUAUGCCUUGAGAGUUUAAAUAAAGUGAAUUAAAUUAAGCUGAA